UUAUUAUCAAAACUUGUCAUCUAUUCCUAUUUCUCAUAUAUCCAUGGAAAGAUUGUCUGAACCCAAUUCACGAAUCUCCAAAUCCCAUCUUUUUUUGUUGUUGAAAUGCAUUUAUAGAUCAUAAAUUGUACGUAUACCUGCUUUUCCGAUCAGAAUCAUAACCCCCACAUCCCUCUUUAUGAUACCAAUCGACCCCUCAAAUCUCAAUCUUGAACUCAGAUCUCCUGUUUUACACUUCACCAACUCAUCUUUAUGCUCAAAAUCCAACAAAAACAGGGAACGAUAAGCAAUCACGGAGCUCAAGUUGUGAUAUUAAUCGGAAAGGUUUUAAGUUGUCAGAACUUUCCAGCCUAAAGAGGAAAAUUUCAAGUUUGUAGAAAUGCAGUCACGAUCGCCAAAAAUAACCAUUAAAAUGGGAGGGAAAACGCCGGACAUGACUCCACCUACCGUCAAAAGCAUUCCUGAAACCUCAGAAAAUGACCAAAAUGCCCUUGAGGGCUCCAGUGUUCCUUCAAACAACGAUAGAAAAGAAACAGACGAAAACGUUUUAGACGUUUCUUCAUCUGACUAUAGCUCAGACGACGAAGAUAAAAACAAACAAAUGGUGGUUUACGAUUAUUCUCAAAACGGUUCUGAGCCAGUCAAACCCGUCAAGAAAACCAAAUCUGAUAAACCUCGGGUUGUUUCUAAAACGCCACCUUCAGUAGGUGCGUUCACCGUCCAAUGUGCUAAUUGUUUCAAAUGGCGGUUAAUCCCGGAUCAAGAGAAAUACGAGGUGAUUAGGGAACAUAUCACCGACCAGCCGUUUUUAUGCGAAACAACCCGUCAAUGGAAUCGGGUUGUUUCGUGUGAUGACCCGACUGAUAUUGAGCAAGAUGGGACCCGUAUAUGGGCUAUUGAUAAACCCGACAUUGCUCGACCGCCACCUGGCUGGAAGCGGAUUUUGCGGCUGAGAAAUGAAGGCAGCUCUAAAUUUGCAGACGUAUAUUAUACGUCACCAACAGGCGCUAAACUUCGCUCGCUGCCUGAUGUUACGCGAUAUUUUGAAAGUCACCCGGAACAUGCACAAGGAAUUGGGCUAGGAAGGUUUUCGUUUCAGAUCCCGAAACCGUUACAGAAAGACUAUGUGAAAAAACGUCCGGCUCAGAUGGCAGCACCAAAGACACCAGAAACUCUUGAACCGUCACCAGUUGAACCGCUAGCGUGGGCAGGUCCAGUCGAGAAAUUGGAUUUGCAGCUUGCUGAACCGUUAUCAUGGGCGGGUCCCGUGGAGGACAAUAAUGGCAUGCCUGCGUAUUUGAAGACACCCGAAUUUGACCCUGCAAAUCAGGCUGCAAAGAAAGCAAAGACAGAUGAUUCCAAUCAUUUAUAACGAAAGGGGUAUAAAAAGGAUUGUAUCUUUUGUUCGGUAUGUUGUUGAUAUAUCUGGUUAGAAUCUGCAUUAGUGUCUGUUGGCAUCUCAUUGUAAAGAUGUGUAAUGUGUAAAAUGACGGGUCUGAAGACUUGGUCUCGGUUUUUGGUGUACCCGAUUCAAAAUCUGUAUCGGACUUUUGAUCUUAAGGUAGGGUUCAAGUGAACUAGCGGGUUUUUGGAACAAAAGUUAAAAGAUCUAUCGUUGUUAUUGCCGGUACUGUUUUUAGUCUAAUAUGAAUUAGAUUAUUUAACGAAAA
Messenger RNA from Helianthus annuus (common sunflower), 1670 nucleotides. Its product is annotated as methyl-CpG-binding domain-containing protein 2. The record is from RefSeq and is a predicted model, not a curated record. Bases 380 to 1372 code for a protein of 330 amino acids. Gene Ontology annotation, molecular function: zinc ion binding; DNA binding. Lineage: Eukaryota; Viridiplantae; Streptophyta; Magnoliopsida; Asterales; Asteraceae. The transcript is spliced from 7 exons.